This is a messenger RNA of Alternaria infectoria, 948 nucleotides long. RefSeq lists its product as uncharacterized. Bases 1 to 948 code for a protein of 315 amino acids. The record is from RefSeq and is a predicted model, not a curated record. NCBI's taxonomy places the organism in Eukaryota, Fungi, Ascomycota, Dothideomycetes, Pleosporales, Pleosporaceae. The transcript is spliced from 2 exons.
AUGAACACACCCGCACUGAACAUCAUCCCGCUCUUGGCAAGCUUGUUCCAUGCUCAAGCUGUAAUGAACACGCUCGGCGAAUACCCGCCCAAUUGUGAGCUUGAAGCGAUAGGGGCCGCCGCAAUCGCCGCUUGCGAUGAACUGGACGGCGUCAAAGACUCGAUCAUAUCCAUCCCGGAGUUGUGUUCUUUCGACCCAUUCACCGUGGUCGGUCAGCCCGCCAACUGCGACAAUAGCAGCUCGAAUGUCAUCUCCAACGCAACAGCAACGGUAGCCAACGCUACAUGGUAUGGUGUCUCCGACAGACGGGGAAAGAAGAUCUACCCAGGAUACGCGUUCGAUGCACCCCUCCAGGCAACGACCGACACGGAUUGUCAAGCCUCAGGUACCUGCCUCACCACCGCUGCCUGGCUACUCGGCGCACAGUGGUUCCAGCUUUUUGUCGAGAAAAACGCUACCUUUGACUGGUCUGUAAUCACCGCGGAGCGUCUACCGGACUACUUGUACGCCGGCCAGCAGCAGUGGGAUUCGAUCAUCAACACCAACGACGCGGAUCUCUCGGACUUCAAGGAAGCAGGAGGAAAGUUGCUCACCUGGCACGGCAUUGCAGAUGACCUGAUUCCUUCGGGUGGGUCAACACAGUACUAUGACCGUGUAGCCGCGCUGGAUGCAGAUGUGGAUGAGUACUACAGGUUGUUCCUUGCGCCUGGCCUUCAUCAUUGCGCAGGUGGUCCCGGUCCUGCACCCGUCAAUAAUGCGCUGCAGCAACUUGUCGCUUGGGUCGAAAAUGGUACUGCUCCAGACACCCUACCGGCAGUUGGAACGCAACCUGUAAACGGAACAGUGCUGUCGAGGGACCUUUGCCCUUACCCGCUUGUAUCUGUUUACCAGGGUGGUGCUGCGACUGAUGCCUCAUCAUACAGCUGUGUUGAUGCGGAGAGUAUGUAA